AUGUCUUCAUGCAAAGCGAUUGGAAUCGACUUGGGUACCACGUACUCCUGCGUCGGUAUCUAUCAGUAUGGAAAGGUGAGUAUCCUAGUCGAAAUCCUCGCCAAUUCCGAUGGAAACAAAACCACCCCAUCCUACGUGGCAUUCACCGAUACUGAACGUCUCGUAGGUGACGCUGCCAAAGAUCAAGCUGCUCGCAAUCCAGAGAACACAGUCUUCGAUGCGAAACGUCUCAUCGGACGUCGUUUCGACGAGGAAACCGUUCAAUCCGACAUCAAGCACUGGCCAUUUGCAGUCAAACAAAAACAGGGAAAGCCAAUGAUUCAGGUGGAAGUCAAAGGCGAGAAACGGGAGUUCAGUGCAGAGGAGAUCUCAGCGAUGGUGCUUCAGAAGAUGAAGGAGACCGCGGAGACCUAUCUAGGACAUAAUGUCAAGGAUGCAGUGAUUACAGUACCCGCCUACUUCAAUGAUAGCCAACGGCAAGCUACUAAAGACGCAGCUACCAUUGCUGGUCUCAAUGCGAUUCGAAUCAUCAAUGAGCCAACUGCAGCCGCCUUGGCUUAUGGAUUAGACAAGGGGAUCACUGAGGAGAAGAAUGUGUUGAUCUUCGACUUGGGAGGCGGCACUUUUGAUGUCUCCAUUCUCUCCAUCGCCGAAGGAUCCAUCUUCGAAGUUCGCUCCACCGCCGGAGACACUCAUCUCGGAGGAGAGGACUUUGACUCCCGAAUGCUUCAACAUUUCAUGACAGAAAUUAAGAGAAAGACUGGAAAAGAUAUCUCUCCGAACCCACGAGCCAUUCGACGUCUUCGCACCGCCUGUGAGCGUGCAAAGCGCACUCUGUCAAGCUCCACCGAGGCUACUGUAGAAGUUGACUCGCUGUUCGAUGGUGCUGAUUUCUAUUCAAAGAUCACGCGAGCCAGAUUCGAGGAGCUCUGUGCGGAUUUGUUCCGGAAGACGUUAGAACCCGUGGAGAAGGCAUUGAGAGACGCCAAGAUGGAUAAGGCUAGAAUUGAUGAGGUGAUAUUGGUGGGAGGAUCUACAAGGGUGCCAAAGGUUCAGAAGUUGCUCAAGGACUUCUUCAAUGGCAAGGAACUCAACUGCUCUAUCAACCCAGACGAAGCAGUUGCCUUCGGCGCUGCCGUUCAAGCUGCAGUCCUUUCCGGCGUCAAAGAUGACACUAUCAAAGAUGUCUUGCUCGUCGACGUGGCUCCUUUAAGCUUGGGAAUCGAGACUGCUGGAGGGGUCAUGACCAAUCUCAUCGAUCGUAACACCCGUAUCCCAGCAAAGGCUUCCAAGACAUUCACUACCUAUGCCGACAACCAGCCAGGCGUCUCUAUCCAGGUCUACGAAGGAGAGCGAGCUAUGACAAGAGACAAUCACCGACUUGGAACCUUCGAAUUGACUGGAAUCCCACCAGCGCCACGUGGAAUUCCACAAAUCGAUGUGACUUUCGACAUCGAUGCAAAUGGUAUUCUCAAUGUCUCUGCGGAGGAUAAGUCUACAGGAAAAUCCAAUAGGAUUACGAUUCGCAACGAGAAGGGAAGACUAUCACAAGCAGAUAUUGAUCGAAUGGUUAACGAAGCCAAGCAGUUCGAAAGAGAGGAUGCUCAACAAAGAGACAAGGUCAGCGCCCGUAACCAAUUGGAGGGAUACGCGUUCCAAGUGAAACAAGCUCUCGAUGAACAUGGGGAUAAGCUGAGCUCAGAGGAUCGUAGUCGUGCUAGAGAAGCCGUCGAGGACACUCUUCGUUGGAUGGAAUCCAACACUUUGGCUGAGAAGGAUGAGAUUGAGGCGAAGGAUCGGGAAUUGAAGGCGGUGUGUCAGGCGAUUCUAACUAAGAUGCAUCAGCAGGAGAGUGGUGGUCAGGGAGCGAAUUGUGGAAGUACACCUGGAUCGGGAGGAUUCAAUCCGAGCAACUAUCCAGGCGGUGCUGGACCCACUGUUGAAGAAGUUGAUUAA
Molecule: messenger RNA, 1956 nt
Organism: Caenorhabditis briggsae
Lineage: Eukaryota; Metazoa; Nematoda; Chromadorea; Rhabditida; Rhabditidae
Gene: Cbr-hsp-70
Product: Protein CBR-HSP-70
Exons: 3
Coding region: 1-1956 (651 amino acids)
Biological process (GO): vesicle-mediated transport; protein refolding; cellular response to unfolded protein
Cellular component (GO): plasma membrane; nucleus; cytosol
Molecular function (GO): ATP-dependent protein folding chaperone; misfolded protein binding; ATP hydrolysis activity
Source: RefSeq, a predicted model, not a curated record